CACAUGCAUCCUCUUAUCAGCAACAUCAACAGCAUAAAAAGUACCAAUAUUUUGUAAAAAUUCUCCUUCAAAAGCUUCAAUUUUUCAAUAAAAAUUUAAUUAAAAUUACGAUUUAAUGCUUCGGAAUCUCUUUAACUAGGGCCAGACCAACUAGCACGUUUCAUUUUUUGGACAUUUUCCAGUAAAAUUCAUAUUUUCGCAACAUCUAAAUACGUAGAAUCGAAGCAUUGAUAACACGUUUUUUCGCUCUGAAAUAGGAAUUUGUGCAAUUUGCUGCGGAAAAGAGAUCUAAAUCAAACAAAAUGUCCGUCGACGACAAAAUAAAAAGCCUCGCUGAAAAACUGGACGAAGACAUAGAUAACUUCAUGGAAAAUCUACCCAAACGUCCGUACAAAGACGGCUGGCCCGAAGAUAAAUGGCAAGAAGAAAUGGAAAAACACCCUUUUUUCAUGACUAAACCACUCGAUGAAAAUGGAGAAUUACCACCGCUAAUCGAAGGCUUACAGCAAUUGAAAUACGACGAAAGUGAAAAUACACCCGAUGAAUUAGCCAAUACGUACAAAGAAGAUGGGAAUUUCAGUUUCAAAUUACAUAAAUACCGAGAUGCCAUAACAAAUUACUCGGCUGGAUUGAAAUGUAACUGUUCGUCAGAACUCAAAGCUACUCUGUAUAAUAAUCGUGCUGCGGCUAAUUACUUUUUGCAAAAUUAUCGAUCAGCGUUGGAUGAUAGUGAAAAUGCUGUCAAACUGAAUCCAAAUUACGUGAAAGCGAAAAUAAGAAUAGCUCAGUGUCACUAUUACUUGAAAAAAUAUGCAGAAUGUAUCGAAAUGUGUAACCAUCUGUUGACGUUAGAAGAUAACACAACCAUCGCCGAAUUGAAGAAAAAAGCUCUGACUGAAAAAAAAAUUCAAGAACGUGAUUUAAGAAAACAAAGUAAGGAUUCACAGAAGGCAUUAUCGGAUGAGAAAAAAUUACUCGAUGCUGUUAUGCAAAGGAAUAUAAAAUGUUCAUAUUCUUCUAGCAACCCAGAGUCUGUCGAAGCUAAAAAAAUUACCAAAAUUGACGAAUUGGCGCCGAGUUACAGUGAAUUACCAUUAAAACGAGUUUAUUUAGAUGGAGACGAACUUGUCUGGCCAGUAGCUUUUUUGUACCCCGUGUACAAUAUUUUCGAUUGCAUUCAACAAUUUGGAGAAAAUGAGACAUUCGAAGCACAUGUAAAUGAAAUGUUAUCUGAAACCCCAGAAUGGGAUAUAAGCAAGAAAUAUAAACCGGACAUGAUUAGUAUCUAUUUCCAAGACGAAACAAACAAGAAAUUCAAAAUCCGUAUAAAUGAAACUUUGAAAAAUGUUUUACAACACAAAAGAUUCAUGAUCACAAACGGGGUACCUCUAUUUUAUAUUUUACCUAAAGAUAGCACAGAAGAAAGAGAUUUUUUAACCAAUUAAAAUAUUUGUAUUCAAUACAAAAAUGUUCAAGUUAA
Planococcus citri (citrus mealybug) is the source of this 1480-nucleotide messenger RNA. Its product is annotated as DNA polymerase interacting tetratricopeptide repeat-containing, protein of 47 kDa-like. The transcript is spliced from 9 exons. Gene Ontology annotation, molecular function: Hsp70 protein binding; Hsp90 protein binding. The record is from RefSeq and is a predicted model, not a curated record. NCBI's taxonomy places the organism in Eukaryota, Metazoa, Arthropoda, Insecta, Hemiptera, Pseudococcidae. Gene Ontology annotation, cellular component: nucleus; cytosol. Bases 303 to 1445 code for a protein of 380 amino acids. Gene Ontology annotation, biological process: protein folding.